AUGACUCUGACUUCUGUUAGAGACUGGUUUUGUACGGUGGCAUCUGGAGACCUGGACACCGUGAGGGAUAACAUUGAUACAUAUGCUGGCGCCCGGUCGUGGAACGGUGACACAGCCCUCAUGGUUGCGGCCCGGUACAACUACUCUGAAGUGGUGCGAACUUUGGCCCCAAUUGAGCAUGGCUUACGGAAUCAGGAUGACUACACUGCUCUAUUCAUCGCAAUAAACUACGACAGCAUUGCGGCAGUGGAGAUUCUUGUUCAUUAUGAAGCGUACCUAAGUAUCAAGGAACGGUUAACACCGCUGCACUAUGCAGUAGCACUCAAUAGAUUAUCCUGCGUCCAGCCUCUAAUGACAUCCCUGGGCCACGAGCGGGACGCUAAGGGUCGGAUACCUACGGAUUUGGCGUAUUUAAUGGGUCACUUUGAUAUAGCCAUUUUUCUCUCAAUACGGGGCUACAACUGCACGCCUGGCAUAAUCUCGUCAAUGAUGAUAGACCAUGUGCACCAUUUCUACAAGGUCUAUUUCGAAGCAGCAUAUGAUACCUUCGGUGCUGAAUAA
Giardia duodenalis is the source of this 561-nucleotide messenger RNA. Its product is annotated as Ankyrin repeat protein 1. NCBI's taxonomy places the organism in Eukaryota, Fornicata, Diplomonadida, Hexamitidae. The record is from RefSeq and is a predicted model, not a curated record. Bases 1 to 561 code for a protein of 186 amino acids. The transcript has a single exon. Gene Ontology annotation, molecular function: protein binding.